UCAUCCAACCAGCGCCAGUCCCACGAAACCGGUCUGAAAAAGGAGGAGAAAAACUCCACAUUUAAACCAUUAAAGUGACUGCAACUGGACGCAUCUGCACUUUUGUAUGGUUUCUAUCUAACCAGUCCUGGAAAGCUUCUUCUUUAAAGUGAAACCAGCGGAUCUGAUUACCGAUGAAUUCCGCGAAGUUCUGCGCAUUUGGAAGUGAGGACUUGUACAGAAGCGGAGAAAAUCCAAGUGCUGACGAGUGGAUUAAUUCUCUAGUAACCCGCAAAAAUGCUUCUAAGUGACUUGAACUUUUAAGAUUGGACUGGAAUCUGUCAUCUAAAGAACAGAUCUGGACAUUAUUAGUAUUAUUAUUGUCAUCAUUUGUUUUUUUUUUGUGUGUGUGUGUGUGUGCAGAGUUCAGGAACUCUCCUCCACCCUGAUACUCAUCAGUAGAAGUUGUGAUACAGAUGAAAUAGAACAGAAACAAAGAGGGUUCUAACAGUGGAUUACACCGUUUUCAGCUGCUCUUGAAUGAUGCCUGUCUGUUUAACGGGGAUUUACUGUCUACUGGCAUUUCUACAGAUUUGUUCAGGGUCUCGUCUCCGUCAGGAAGACUUCCCUCCUCGCAUUGUGGAGCACCCCUCUGACCUCAUUGUGUCCAAAGGGGAACCAGCCACUCUAAACUGUAAGGCAGAGGGACGUCCAACCCCUACAGUGGAGUGGUACAAAGAUGGAGAGCGUGUUGAGACGGACCGUGACAACCCCCGCUCCCACCGUAUGCUGCUGCCCAGCGGGUCCCUCUUUUUUCUACGCAUCGUCCACGGGCGACGAAGCAAACCUGACGAUGGCAGCUACGUGUGUGUAGCGCGAAACUACCUGGGUCAAGCAAUUAGUCACAAUGCAUCUCUGGAAGUAGCCAUUUUACGUGAUGACUUCAGACAGAAUCCAGUCGAUGUUAUGGUGGCAGUGGGUGAGCCUGCGGUGCUGGAGUGUCAACCACCACGUGGACAUCCGGAACCCACCAUCUCCUGGAGAAAAGAUGGUUCUAACUUGGAUGACAGGGAUGAGCGCAUCACUAUACGCAGUGGCAAGCUGAUGAUCACCAACACGAGGAAAAACGACGCAGGGAAGUACAUCUGUGUUGGAACCAACAUGGUGGGAGAGAGGGAGAGUGAGAUCGCUGAACUCACUGUUCUAGAGCGGCCGACCUUUGUGAAGCGGCCCAGCAGUGUGGUGGUGUUGGCAGAUGAGAGCGUGGAGUUUCACUGCGUGGUUCAAGGAGACCCUGUUCCCACCAUUCGCUGGAGGAAAGAUGAUUCUGACCUGCCUAAGGGCAGAUUUGAAAUCCAAGAGGACCAUACCUUGAUUGUUCGCCAAGUGACCUCUUCAGACGAGGGCUCCUAUACAUGUGUGGUAGAGAACAUGGUUGGAAAGUCUGAAGCCUCUGCCACGCUCACUGUACAUGUAAACACUGUGCCCCCGGCUUUUGCCAUACGCCCCAGGAACCAGGUGGUGGCAGUGGGCAGGACGGUCACCUUCCAGUGUGAGGCCACUGGCAAUCCACAGCCUGCAAUCUUCUGGCAGAGGGAGGGCAGCGAGAGUCUCUUGUUCUCCUACCAGCCGCCGCAACCCUUUAGCCGUCUGUCUGUGUCCCAAAUGGGCAGUUUGACCAUAACUGAUGUUCAGCGUUCUGAUGGGGGCUUCUACAGCUGCCAGGCUCUCAACAUCGCUGGCAGUGUGAUAACCAAAGCUCUGCUGGAGGUCACCGACUCUGGGUCAGACCAUCCUCCUCCUAUAAUAAGGCAGGGCCCAAUCAAUCAGACGGUUCCUGUGGACAGCACGGUGGUCCUGGGAUGCCAAACUGCUGGUACUCCACCUCCAGCAAUCCACUGGAAAAAGGAUGGUGUGGUGGUGUCUCCGGUGGACUCCCGGAUGUCCCUGGCUGAGACAGGAUCACUGGAGAUUCGCUAUGCCAAGCUCGGUGAUACAGGCUUCUAUACUUGUGUAGCUUUUAGUCCCACUGGAGAGGCGUCCUGGACAGCAUACUUACAAGUGGAAGAGUUUGGAGUUCCUGUCCAGUCCAAUCAUCCGACAGACCCCAACCUGCUUCCCAGUCCUCCUUCAAAACCUGAGGUCACUGACAUCAGCCGUACUUCGGUCACACUGUCAUGGAAAUCUAUUCCUGUUUCUGGAGCAACACCUUCAUCCUACAUAAUUGAAGCUUUCAGUUAUAUGUUGGGUAACAGAUGGGUGACCCUAGCUGAACAUGUGAAGACACAAAUAUUUGUUGUGAAGAAUCUGAAGCCUGGAACUAUCUACCUGUUUAUGGUCAGAGCAGUGAAUGCUCACGGCCUCAGUGAUCCCAGUCCAAUCUCCGACUCCGUCAGAACACAGGACAGCAGCUCUACUGUCCUGGGAGUUGAUCACAGGCAUAUCCAGAGGGAGCUAGGAGAUGUGGUGAUUCACCUGCACACACCAGCAGUGCUGUCAUCUACUGCUGUUAGGCUGCAGUGGAUGGUUGAACAGCAGUCCCUGUACAUUCAGGGGUAUAAGGUGCUAUAUAGGGCGUCUGCAGACCAUGGCCAGCCUGAGGCUCAGUGGAGUGUGCUGGAAGUACGUGCACCUCAGGAGGAUGGAGUGGUGAUCAGCCAGCUGAAAAGAGGAUCCAUCUAUGAGUUUAAAGUGAGGCCCUUCUUUGAUGAGUUCCAGGGAGCUGACAGUGAUGUGAAAGUGGUCAGGACAUUGGAGGAAGCUCCCAGUAGAGCACCCCAGGGUGUUACUGUGACAAAAAGCGAUGCCAAUGGGACUGCUAUCCUUGUUACUUGGAAACCACCCCCAGGACCAGAAGAGGCUGGAGUCAUUCAGGAGUACAAGAUCUGGUGCCUGGGUAAUGAGAGUCGGUAUCAUAUAAACCAGUCAGUGGAUGGCUCUACUUUCUCUGUGCUCAUUUCCAGUCUGGCUCCAGGAAUUCGUUACAGUGUUGAGGUUGCGGCUAGCAACGGCGCCGGACCUGGAGUCAAAAGUGAUGUCACUUUCUUUCAGUUAGACUCUGCAGGUCAGAUGAUGGAUAUCACUGAGCAAAGAGACACCUUGUCUCAAAUCUCAGAUGUGGUGAGGCAACCUGCAUUUAUUGCUGGCAUUGGCGCCACCUGCUGGUUAAUUCUCAUGAUAUUCAGUGUAUGGCUCUACCGACACCGUAAGAAGAGAAGUGGCCUUAGUAGCACCUACACUGGCAUCCGCAAGGUUCCAUCAUUCACCUUUACUCCAACAGUUGCCUAUCAAAGAGGAGAAUCUGUGUGCAGUGCUGGCAGACCUGGCCUCCUCAGCAUGGGCGAACCCCUGAACCAGCUGUGGAUGCCUGACAAUUGGCCAAAUGCAUGUGCCAAUCACAAAGACUGUAGCAUCAACUGCUGCAAUAAUGGCAACGGCACCAGUGACAGUAACAUGACAACAUAUAGCCGCCCAGCUGACUGCAUAGCAAACUACGGAAGUCACCCGGAAAACAAGCAGGGAGGCCAGCUUAGUUCGGAGACGCCCAUUUAUAGUGAUGUGAAUCUCUCCAACAAACUGAAUGACAUUAAGACAUUUAACAACUCCAGUUUGUGCUUUGCAAGUCCAGGAUCAACAGCUACAUAUGAACCCAUCCCAUAUGCCACCACCCAGCUCAUUCAGUCUAACAUUAAAAAUAAAGCAGCCAUUGGUGGUGCUAUAGCAGAGCCUCCUGACAUACCCUGCUGGAAACAGCCUCCAAAUCCACCUCCAAUACCUAAGGAGAUGGCAGCACAGAUGCAGUACAAUAUAAUUGAGCAGAACAUGCUAAAUAAAGAUCAUUUGCAAGGAAGUGAAGGAUUGAUCCAUCCCAAAACAAUUCCAUACAAUCAGACCCAUGAUCACAGCACUGUCAGUUCACACCACAGUUCAGACAGAGGCAGCAGCACCUCAGGAAGUCAAAAUCAAAAGAAGGGAGUGCGGGCUCAGAAGAUGCCAAAGCAUAAUGCUGUUAGCUGGGGAGAAGCGCUGUCUCCUCCUCAUGCUAAUGCCUGGGACUGUGAUGAAUAUAGUUUACCCUUGGAAAACAGUUAUAAUCCUGAGGAGAUUAGAGAAAACUGCCCAACUCCUCCAGCUAGAGGGGUGGCCUCGACCCAUACUGAGGGAUCCUGUAGUCACCCACCACCCAUCACCUCAUCACAUGGAAACCUGAGCGAAGGCUUGCACAAUGGAAAUGAACAACACGUCAUGGAUACUGAUGGUCAGGAAGAGGAUGAUGAAGAAAUAGAAGAGGAGGAGGAAGAUGCAGAGCUCUCCGAGAGCCCCUAUAGCCAACUCCACAAUCGGCAGCAGCACAAACACCAGAGACCCCACCCUUCUCAACACAAGCUGCUCCUCCAUGGGUUGGAGCAAACCCCAGCCUCCAGCACUGGGGAUCUGGACAGAUCAGUAACAGGCUCUAUGGUUAACAGCUGGGGCUCAGCAUCUGAGGAUAACAUUUCGUCAGGCAGGUCCAGUGUUGUCAGCACCUCAGAGGGAUCCUUCUUUACAGAUGGAGAUUUCAGCCAGGCGGUAGCAUCUUCAAGAGAUAUAGUAGGUCUGCGUGUUAGCAGAUACCCCGAAGAGACAGCUCGACGGCACCAGCGGCCCAGCAGCCCCAUGUCCACAGACAGCAACAUGAGUCCUGCAAUAACACAUAAAAGACCCCGCAGACAUAAACAGAACCAAUCUGGCCAACAUGGCUACCAUCCCAAAGAUGUCUUCAAUGAUGACUCUUGCAUGCCUCUCAGUUUCACUAGAGAGGUGUCCCAUGGUGAUUAUAGAGCGAGGGGGGCCACACUGCCUCGCAUGGGCUCUGGGGAGACCCGAGGUCGCAGAGGCAGCGCUGGUACUCAGAGGAUUAGGGAGGGCAUAUUUGAGCAAAAGGAGGGCCAGGAAAAGCACAAAACUCCAGUAGGAGCGAAAGGAAGCAACAAAAGCCGACAGCACUCAGAAUUUGGGGAUAUCCUUCUGUACAGUCGUCCCUCUUUCCCAUCAGGUCAGACUCAGAGGGAGCCUGAUGAUAGUAACUCCUCCAGCUUCAUGCCAUGUGGAGAUUCAAGGACCAAACAGGGAGGCGAGGGGGCACCCACGGCACAGGGUGGAAGUUCGUGAAGAGGCAAAGCAACAGGAAAACAGGAACGUCCUUCAGUCACUUGAGACACAGGACUUUGACCCUUCUGAUAUGGAAAAAGAGGACUCUUAAGAAUACUGCACAAUACAUGCUAUUGUUUUCUACUUUGAAUUUGUUAUUAGGUGUUGGAAAAAAGAAAAAGAGCUUUCAUGUUUAGGUCUGUGGACUUGAGUUUGAUGCCAGUUUCUUGUUAACUGUUGGGUGACCAGUUUCCAUAUCCCUGAACAAGAGGUUGCCUGCUUAUGUAUGAUGAAUGCACAUUUGAUGGCGGUCGUGAGUGUCUACAAAAAUAUUGUCCAUGAUGACUGCUGGAUGCAGUCCAUAUGAUAUUUCUUGUCAGUUGUCUUGUUACUUUACUGUAAUUGAAAGUCAGUCAUUACCAGCCAUCUUGUAAAUUGUUUAAAUUGUUUACUGCCACAGAAGUGCUUCAAAAUCAAAUUUUAUAUAACAGUGUUAAUGUUUUAUAAGUGAUGUACAUCUUGUCUCUUAAUUAUUUGUUCUACUUUGGUUAUAAAAGCACAAUCACUUAAUUUUAUUCUAAGUCGUUAUUAUAUGAAUUUCAGUCUGGAGGAGAUCAGUCUUUGUAGUCAUGCUAAUCAUUUUUAUCAGUGCUCUUCAGGCUGAGAAAAUGGUUGUUGAUUGUGGUUGUGCAUUCAGUUGGGUACAUUUGAGCUGCUUUCAUUCAGACUCGAAAUAUCUAUUGUGUGUACUGAGAGAAUUGCAUGCGGAUUCACCUGUAGGAGGUUUUACUUAACAUUUUGACUACUUUGUCCUCCAUUUGGGAUGAUGAAUAGUCCGGUCAUGGACUGGUUCCAUUUAUUCUUUCACUCCAAUGAGUCCAUUUCAUUUAGUCCAAUGUUCCCGUGACCUUGGCCGUAACUUUUUGAAUAGGGCUGGACAAUAAGCCACAUUUUAUGCAAGCACCUUUUAUGAAUUUCACACCAAUCUUAAUUGAGACCCAAAGCAAAUUUUAAUAUAUAUGAGUGAAUCUGUGAAUCUGAUCACACUCAAUACAUCAUCCCACAGGAAAUUCAACCAACCAACCAGAGUGUAAAAUAGUGAGCCAGAACCAGACAUACUGUAAUUAAUUUAUUAUUAUAUAGAUUUUAGGCCCCAUUGUCCAGCCUUAUUCAGCAGGCUACAUAUGGAACAGAUAUGUCACGUUAUAUGGCACCUGUUUAAUAAAUAUUGCUGUUCCUAAAA
Molecule: messenger RNA, 6352 nt
Organism: Sphaeramia orbicularis (orbiculate cardinalfish)
Lineage: Eukaryota; Metazoa; Chordata; Actinopteri; Kurtiformes; Apogonidae
Product: roundabout homolog 1-like
Exons: 30
Coding region: 520-5130 (1536 amino acids)
Molecular function (GO): protein binding
Source: RefSeq, a predicted model, not a curated record